AUGUCCUACCCAGUGACAAACGGAAGAACGACCUUUUUACCACCGCCUGAUGGAUAUGAGGUCGACUUCAAUAACCCGCAGAAACAAGAUGCCAUCGAACAUUAUCUGGUUUUCGGCAUCCUUGGACCGUUUGCUUUUCUAUGUCUUUUGCAAAGACUAUAUACGAAAUACUUCAUAUUGGGAAGUUUGAAGAUUGACGAUGCUCUGAUCAUCAUUGCAUGGUCGGUCCAAAUGUGGUCCAUCUCGAUCGGCGGUCUAUGCCACCACGCUUGGGAGAUGCCAAUUCAGGUCUUCGAGAAGCACAUGCUCAGCUCCUACAUCGCCGCACCAGUUUUCAUCAUCUGCAAUGGCUGCAGCAAAACCUCCCUCCUAGCAUUCUAUCUCCAAAUCUCACCUCAGCUCUGGUUCCGUCGUCUCGUUUUCGGAACAAUCACUUUUGUCGCUCUCUACACCAUUAUCAUCUCGACCCUGCUGUUGUUUGGGUGUAACCCUAUCGCGGCAGCAUGGGAUCCACUUCAGUUUGCGAGUAGGAAGUGUAUUGAUCAUGCUGUGGUUUACAUCAUUAUCGCUGUUGUGAAUAUUAUCUCAGAUGUUAUUCUUUUUGUCUUGCCGAUUCCUAUGAUUAUGCAAUUGAAGAUGCCGCUGGGGCAGAAGAUUGGUGCUGGUAUCAUGUUCGGUAUUGCCACGAUAACUGUCGCCACGUCCAUCAUCAGAAUGGUCUAUCUCCCAGCCCUUCUCGGCGCCCUCGACAUCCCAUGGGUCGCAGCUCCCGCCAACGUCUGGUCCAUAACCGAAGCCAACCUCUUCAUCGUCUGCGGCUCGAUGCCCACGCUCCGCAAAUUCCUCAAGCGCCACGCCCCGGAAUGGAUGGGUUUCUCAUCCAAUCCCAGCGACUCACCCAUCGUGAAGUCUGUAUCAGACUUAUCGUCGCGAUUUGGCCUCGACAAGAAGAAAAAGAAGAAGCAUACUGGGUAUUCUCAGUUCGAUACUCUCGAGUUGAGUAAUUAUCCCGAUACCAUUAGCCAGGAAACACAGGUUAUUGCUGGGAAGGAGGGAUCAGGCAAUGAGAGUCAGGACGAGAUUUUGCAGCAGAGUAAAAUUGCUUACACCAAGUCUUUUGAAGUCUCUCGUACUCCAUAG
Molecule: messenger RNA, 1140 nt
Organism: Fusarium coffeatum
Lineage: Eukaryota; Fungi; Ascomycota; Sordariomycetes; Hypocreales; Nectriaceae
Exons: 6
Coding region: 1-1140 (379 amino acids)
Source: RefSeq, a predicted model, not a curated record